AUAACUUUCCCGCCGCUAUUUAAAGUCUGAGAGAAACUUGGAGACGUUUCAUUUUUGGCCAGAGUUUCAUGAAAUUGAACAAUCUAAGUUGUCGUCAUUACUGUUCUCUUUUUCAGUGUGUGACAAUAGUUCUUAGACACUCGGCACUUGCAAUUUAGUUGAUUUCGCGUCACACACGAUGACAAAUAUCUUGAAUGGAAUUGGGUCUAAAACAAAUGUCUUGGCUUUAUGAAGAUGUAAAAGCAGAUAUUAUUAUGUUUGGAAGAUUCUUUGAAUUCGUUUAAUUAAUAUGCAACAAGAACAAAUAAUAAUUCUCAUGAUGAUAACUGCAACGUCAAAUUUUGUGAAAAUCAAAGGAUCUCAUUCAUCAAUGAGAUUAAAAUUAAUUAAAGAAAUUGAAACAAAGGAAUUGUUGAAAUCAAAUUGAAAGAACAAACAAUAGGAUUAAGUUACAUGAAUUAAUUUAUGUUUAUUAAUAAUGAAAAGUUGUCUAUUUUUGAUAGAAUAUUAAAAAUAACAAAAAUUGCAUCUAUGUAAUUCUUCAAAUUCAAGUUUAACAAAACAAGGAAAUAUAAAUAAUUUAGAGGAAAAAAUAAAUGAAGAGAAAAUAGACUUUAUAAAAAAGUAAAUAAAGAAGAAAAUAGACUUAGAAAAAGUAAAUAAAGAGAAAAUAGAUAAGAAGAAAAUAAAUAGAAGGGAAAAUAAAUAGAAAAAUAAAGCGUAAAAGAAAUAAAAAUAACGAAAAAUGAUGGAAAAAAUAAAUAAAUAGAAAAAAAGUGAAAUAAAUCGUUAAAAAAAUCGAUGAUUACAUAAUAUACAGGUUUCAUCUUUUAUUCGAUAAUAAUUUUUUUUUCCCCCUUUUUACUAUGGGAAACUGGGUGAAUGCUAGUGCAGAUAUUUAAAAAACGGCCACGGACGCCUGGGAAUAGAAUCACUUUUCGACGGCACCUAGAUUCAAUUUAACGGAGCAGAUUCUAUGUCUAUAUACAAACACAAAAUUCUUUAAUUACGACGAAGAAAAAUUCAAUCUAACUUGAUUAUUGUUUUUUAUAUUUCGAAAUUUGUUUUACUGGCUAAAAAUAAAUUGAAUUAAUUUUACAAGUGAAGAUAAAAAAUAUUUUCGAUUUUGUGAAAAAAAUAAUUGAGAAUUAUUUUCAAUAUAUAGAUAAAAUCAAUUUUUCAGAAUUUUAAAUAUAGAGUUUGCUAAUUAAGACAAUAUGAAAUUUCAAACGUGUAAUUGGGUCAUACAAUGUACUGGAGAAUAUCAUAACUAUAUAUAUAUAUAUAUUGAUAGAGGGUAAGUAAUCGAAUAUCGGAAGUAUCGAAAAUAGUCAUGAGUCAUUAAUAAACAGUGAACCCACAUAUUUGCAGUUUCAACGUUCCUAGAACGAAUUUUAUGGCUUGGAUUGAAAACAAAUUUUCGAAUAAGAAAUUUUCAUAUAUAUGAAUUUACGAUUAUAUUUGAACAAAGAAACAGUUCUUUUUAAAUUUCUUUUUAAACAUUUAUGUAUACAUUCUUUGAGAAAGAGUGAAAAGCUUCAUGCGCGGGGAGGCAUAUUUAAAAAAAAAAAGGAAAUGAAAAAUUGACCACCCGAAGAUAUUGUAGGGCCAAGAAAAUGUAUUUCACAUACGACGUUGAGUGUUUCUUGGAUAAUUUUAGAUUGAGAAGAUAGCGACUUUGCCGCACAUGAGAGAGAAAGAAAAUUCAGGAGAGGAAAUAAGAUGGUAUGGAAACCACCAGCAAGUGGGACGUGAAAGAAAAAGAGUGGAAGAGGUAAAAAGCGAGAUGGAAUGAUGAAGUUUCGGGUGUGAGUAUAGUCUCUCGUUCGCGCAGUUAUGCCGAUCAGCUUCGACUGUCUGUCGCCAAUUAAAUUAUUAUACUUCAAAUUUAUUAAAUCACUGCGUGACAGAAGUGUUGUAAAUCGAAAAAAAUGUGAUUGCUAGCCAAUAAUCCUUUUAAUGGGUUAUGAUUAGUUGAAAAAUUUUGUCAACAGCUAUAAAAAAAAUCCAGGAAGCAAAAUUGCCUCCAAAAAGGAGAAAAAAGAAAUAAAAAUGUUAUUGUCGACAUGAAUGUGAUUCUCGUACUUCAUUAAGAUGAUGGCAGGAACAGGAGUGAAUAUAUCAGGAGCUGGGAUGUUGAGGGCAAGAAGGAAAGAUAUCAGUAUCAAACCAAAUAGAAGAUUAGACAGAAAGUCUUCGCGUGGAAUGAUUUACGAAAAUGAGGAACUCAGACUCCGAACUAUUCAUAUCAAUGCUGCAAUCGAGCAAGGACAAAACGAUAUAAAAAAAUUGCGGAAAGAGAACGAACAACUACGGAGGGAAAUAUGGUGCCUAAGAGAUGAAUAUGAUAAAUUAGAGGAAAUCUUAAGGAAGCAAAAGAGUCAUGAUGGUAGCGAUGAAUGUGAGAGUCGUUCAGAAGAUAAUGAAGCUUCACAAUUAAGUAACUCUGAAAGAGGUGAAGAAGAUAUUAAUGAUGAUUUUUUUGAUGACGUCGAUGCUGAAAAUGAUGACAAUGAAACGAUUUGUAAUAAUAUUGACAAUAAUAUUCAAUGCGAAAACGAUGACGACGACGAUGAUGAUGAUGAUAAUAAUAAUGAUGAUGAUGAGAACGACGAUAAUUAUAAUGAAAAUAAUGAGGAUAAUGAAGAUUACAUUAAUGUUGAAAAUCGAGAACACAAAGAAAAUAAAAAGGAAACAAAGAGAAUUGACAACGAUUCAUUGAAAAAUCCAGAUAUUCAGAAAUUCGAAAAAUCCAAAGAAUCAGAAAAAAUAAAUAAUAAAAUUCAAAGAAUCACUUCAGAAAAAAUAAAUAAUAAUCUAGAUCAUCUUCAAGUAGAUUUUGAUGGUUUGUCAAUUGUCGACGAAGAAGAGGAACAAAAGAAAGGACGAAAGUACGAUGACGAUUUAACAGACUAUAAUGGAAUUAAUUCGACAAAUUCAAAACAAAAUUUAUUUUCAAGUUCAAUUUUUAAUACCAAUCCAUUUAUUUUUCCAAAUGUAAAUCAUACAUCAUCACAAAUUUUUGAUUCUACAUCGACUCCAAAAUUAGAUACUUCCUUAUCAGAAUUCAGUAAUUCUAAACUCGCAAAAUCGCCCAAACCUUCUGUUACAUUUGAAAAUCAUUCACCAAAUAAAUUUUAUCUAGAUAGUUCUAGAUUUUUUGCCGAAAGGAAUCAAAAUCACGUCAAUUUAGAAAAUCAAACUAGAAAAAUGGAAAUUUUCAAUCCCAACGAAAUUGAGAAAGGAACCUUAUCACCUUUAAACGUAAGGCCAAAACAAAUUUUCGCGCCUUUGAAAUUUAAUACUUCGCGAAAACUAUUUUUUGCGAAACAAUCGGCAAAAUCACCAAAUGAUUUCUUUUCAAAUCAUUCACUGGAAAAUGAAAUAAUCACAAAACAAUUAUCAAGAAACAAUCAACAAUCAUUGAUAAAUGAAUGUCAAGAUAAUAAAAGUAAUGAUAAAAUUAUUUCCAACAAUGUAGUGAUAAAUAAAACACAUGAAAAAAUUUUUAAUUCAGAAAAACGAAAAUCCAUCAGUUUGGAAAAUUUGUUUCCCAAUAAAAUGCAAAAUGAAACAAUGAAUAGUUUCAAAUUAUUCUCAUCGUGUCGAAAUUUAAAUUCAGAAAAGAAAAAUGUUGAUUUUCUCAUAAAUAAUGGAAAUUUUCCAAAUACAAAUAAAAAUUCACAAGACAAUCCUUCAAAAUCAUUUAAAUCACAAUUGAGUGUUAUUCUAAAAACUCCAACAAAUAUAUUAUCGAAAAAAAAUUUACAAUCACCAUCAACAAAUUGUCAAUCAUUGAAUAAUUUAUUUUAUCAAAAUGGAAAAGAAAUCACUCCAAUAAUGAACGAUAAUAAUGAUAAUGAACAUUAUCAUGGUUAUCAAGCAACAUCAUUCGAAGGUCCUUUUCCAAUAACAUUACAAAUUCCCUCAAUGAUGCCAAUUGAUGUUGAUUAUAAAAAUAUGCCCUUUUUAGCGAGAAAAUUCUAUUAUCCCAAUGAGGAGAUGAAAUUUGUUUACGAUUCAAUUCCACAAAAAAUAUCCGCUCACACACAAACACUUGACGAAGAUAUUUUACAGGAGUCCAAUGUUGUUCGUGGUAAAAAGGAUUUAAUAAGAACAAAAAGUGAAUCAUUAAGCAAGGACACAAAUUGUAGUCGUAAAAAAAGUACAAAAAAGGAGAAAAUUGAGAAAAAAUCGAAUGUCGAUCGAAGAAAACGUGAUGUUUUAAAGAAUCAAGUUUCAAUAUCAUCAUGCGAUGAAUCAGAAUCGCCAAAUGCAAUAAUUACAUCAUCAGGAACGAAUUUUGAUAGUCGGGAAAAUAAACAUGAAAGUCGAUCGUCAUCAUCCGAUGUGGAUUCACAAAGAAAGGAACAAACACAUCGUGUGUCAAUUUAUUUUAAUUCAAAAAAAAGACCUUCUCUAACAUCAAUGAAGAGUACUCGAACUAUGGAAAAUUCCAGAAAUAAAAUCAUUCCUCAAAAAGAUCAUUCAGAUGGGAAUUUAGGUGAAUCAAUAAUAAACUCUGUUAAUAGUAAAGAAAUUGGUAAUAAUAAGAGACGAAAAACAAGUACGAGUAGUGAAAAUGUUCCAUGGUGCGCGUGUUGGGGUAAUGGUUGUAUUUAAAUCAGUGACGAAAAUCAAAAAUUUAUUCAUAUUUUUUUUUCUAAAUUAUCUGCAGUUCUUUUUACUAAAAUUAAUUUUUUUCGUCUCUGAUUUAAAGAAAAAGAGUCAUUCCAUUUUUAAGGAUCAAAGGCUGUACAAUAGAAAGUCAUGAUUAAUGACGUCAAAUUACACAGAAAAUAAAUAUAGUUAGUAAAUUCUGCUCUUUUUAUAAAAUAUAAAAUAAUUUUAAUUUAUAAUAUAUGUUAAAAAAAAACUUGUGUUGAAAUUUACAAAAUAAAAAAAAAAAAAAUUUGCAAAUACUAUUUUUCAUUGAAUACACGUUUUUUCUUUCUAAAUAACUAACACAUUAUAUCAUUAUAUAUAUAUUUAAUACCAAUCAAGAUGCGCUAACAUAUCACAUACAUACUUAACUCUAAAACACUUAGAAUUUUACCAAAUAAUAAGAGUAAAAAAAUUGAAAUUCAUAAUUUCAUAAAACUUGAAUAAUAAAUUGUGAACUUAAAUCGUAAAAUGUUGCAAAAA
Messenger RNA from Leptopilina boulardi, 5145 nucleotides. Its product is annotated as GATA zinc finger domain-containing protein 14-like. NCBI's taxonomy places the organism in Eukaryota, Metazoa, Arthropoda, Insecta, Hymenoptera, Figitidae. The coding region runs from base 2095 to 4623 and encodes 842 amino acids. The record is from RefSeq and is a predicted model, not a curated record. The transcript is spliced from 5 exons.